AGAAAAGAAGGUAUAACUUAGAUAGAAAGGUCACAACCUUUCCCAUCACCCUCUGCUUGGAGUGUAUACAGGCUCCAAUCAGAACAACAGUAUCCAGAUCACGUAACAUGCUGGGCACACGGUUCACGAAGGGCAAAGUUUAAAGUCCAAUCUCUUUAGGGGUAGAAAAACAACAACUUCUCAGUAGUGUGGAAAAACGUACUAAAACUGUUACAGAACUAUAUUUGACGGAUUAGAAAGGCUUUUAGCGAUCAUGUUCAACAAUCAAAGCCAUCCACGCCUUACCGCGACGCUUGCGGCCAUUGUUGUUGGACUGGUUCUAGCAGUGUGGACUGCCGUAUCCCCAAUGUUAGUGGCCUUCUUGAAAGAGAACGUUGAGCCACUGGUUGCAAACACCAGUUUGUGGAGGAAUUCUGGGACGUUCUGUCAGAACCAAUGGCAGAAGGUCUACGACUGGUACGGCGGAAACGCCUAUCUACUUGGAACUCUGGGUAGUACCAAUGUAUAUGGCCUAACGUUUGCCGUCCUGAACUCCUUGUACCUGUAUAUGGACAUCACGGGGAGGCCUGCUGCCUUGGUCAAGUACAAGAUACAGCCGGACGUCAAUGCUCCUCCGGUAGAACCUGCAAUUUUACGCAAAGUGGCACUCCAACUACCAAUCACCGCCCUCGUUACAUUUGUCGCCAUCUGCCUGGCCUGGCCCAUUCUGAUGUGGCGGGGGUGUGAUUAUGGACGAGAGCUGCCCUCCUUUUGGAACGUUCUAGUGGACUUUCCUGCACUGAUGUUGGGGGAAGAAGCCGGCUUCUACUUUUCGCACAGGAUUUUGCACCACCCGUACUUGUACAAGCGUAUUCACAAGAAGCACCAUGAACUGACGGCCCCCAUCAGUAUUGCAGCGCCCUACGCCUAUCCCAUAGAAAAUGUUUUCUCUGGGGUCCUCCCACCUCUGCUUGGACCACUCGUCACUGGUUGUCACGUGAGCACCAUCUGGCUGUUCGGCUGCUACGGGCUGUACAUCACGGUCACGGACCAUUCCGGAUAUGACCUGCCCUUCAACUUCCGGUCUCCAGAGUUCCAUGACUUCCACCACUCCAAAUUCAAUUCUAACUUCGGUGUCUAUGGUUUGCUCGAUCGCCUGCUGGGGACGGAUACAGCUUACCGACAGAGCAAAGCCGCGGCGCGUCACAGAACUCUGAAUGGUAUCACUCCGCUCUCGAACUCCGUCAAAAAAUUCAAAAGGGACAAGAAACUGAAGUAAAUGAUGGCUGUAUUCUAACGAUUAUAAGGAUAAAUAGACUAAAGAAUGGAAACAAAAUGUCUAAGCCAAAUACUGAUUUUUACAUGGUGCGCAUUUUAAUCGGUCAUUUUUUGCCUUAUUUGACUAAAUUUUG
Branchiostoma floridae (Florida lancelet) is the source of this 1391-nucleotide messenger RNA. Its product is annotated as fatty acid hydroxylase domain-containing protein 2-like. NCBI's taxonomy places the organism in Eukaryota, Metazoa, Chordata, Leptocardii, Amphioxiformes, Branchiostomatidae. The transcript has 7 exons. Bases 254 to 1258 code for a protein of 334 amino acids. Gene Ontology annotation, molecular function: C-4 methylsterol oxidase activity; iron ion binding. Gene Ontology annotation, biological process: sterol biosynthetic process. The record is from RefSeq and is a predicted model, not a curated record.